CAUCAACUCUACUAAACACUGCAACAUAUCACCAGCAUGAACCACGGAAUCGACGACGACGACGGUCUCGACUACCCCGCUCCCAUGGCCGGGCCAAGCGGCCUCCUCGCCCAGCUCAUGGGUGCUGGACGCUUUGCUCGCGCUUCGCCUGCCAGAGCUUAUGACGAAUACUUCAAGGCGUUCUCGGUGGCGACCAUGACCCAUGGACAUGAGCGCCCGCAGCUGAUGUACGGAGGCAAGAUCAUCAUGCCUCCGUCGGCGCUUGCCAAGCUCACCUCGCUCGACAUUGAGGGCCCUUGGACGUUCCAGCUCCGCAACCCUCGCAACCCUACUGUCCACCAGACGCAUGCUGGUGUUCUCGAAUUCAUUGCCGAGGAGGGCAUCGUGCACCUUCCUGCCUGGAUGAUGCAGGCUCUCAACCUCAACGAGGGUGACCCCGUCCGUCUGACCGGUGCUACUCUCCCCAAGGGCAAGAUGGUCAAGAUUCAGGCGCAGUCGGUCGACUUCCUCGAGGUUGCAGACGCCAAGGCUGUCCUCGAGUCCGCGCUUCGCGCCUACUCGGUUCUCACCAAGGGCGACAUCAUCGAGAUCACCUACAACUCGCUCACGUUCGAGUUCCUCAUCAUGGAGACGUACCCCGAGGGUCCAGGUAUUUCCAUCAUCGACACGGACCUCGAGGUCGACUUCGCUCCUCCCAAGGGCUAUGUCGAGCCACCUCGCAAGGCACCUGCUCCUAUCCCUACGAUGGCGGACAAGCUCAAGAUCGACCUCGGCGGCACCACCUCUGCGGACCCCUCUCGUCCCGUCUCUUCGCUUUCGACUCACACCCAGGGCUCUGGCGAGAUCCCGCUCGAGAGCUUCACUGGUGUCGGUCAGAGCCUCAGCGGCAAGCGCGUCAAGGGCAAGGGCCUGGCUAGGAAGAUUGAGGAAGUCGACGCCAGCAGCAAGAUCAACCGUCACACCGGCCCGCGCAUCAUCACGCCUGAUUCACUCAACGACGACCGCAAGGUCCCCACGGCCCUCGUUCUUCCCGCCGGCAAGUUCUUCUUCGGCUACAAGUACAUUCCAUUCGACCCGGCCAAGACACCAAAGAAGAAGGAAGAGGGAGCUCCGGCGCCCCCAACGUCGUUCCAGGGUGCUGGCAACUCGCUUCGCCGCGGCGCGCAGGCCAACUCUGCUCCUUCGCCUGCGACACCCAACGCCGACGAGACUCCCAAGGCUGAGGAGAAGCCUGACCCUUGGGCCAGCCUCGGAUCCGGUAACAAGCUUUCAGGCAGGAAGAGAGCGGCUGAAGCUUCGCCUGCACCCGCGCCUCCAGCGCCGGCGCGCAAUCCCACGCCACCCCCUGCGCCUACCCAAAACGAAGUCAUUGACGCGACGAUGCUCGACGAGGAUGACUUCUGGGUCCCAGAGUACGAUGAGGAUGAGGACGUGAUUGAGAUUGACUCGGAUUAGAUGACGAGCGCCAAGCUGAAGUCGAUGAUCAACAUGUGAGCAGCCUCACACACACAAACCGCAUCAGAUACAUGUAACAAUACACUGUGAAACCCAUGAACACUAUCAAUGACACGAUAUGCAGCCAAUUACUGCAUAUUCUCUAGUGGCACCAAGAAGCAAAUCGUCUAACAUUCUAAGCAGUGCGUUGCAGGCGCUCCUCGUAGGCCUUCCAUCCGGCCUCCUGAUACCUCUUUGCCUCGGCGGCGACGGCGUCCUUGUUCUUGUAGAUGCCGCGGCCAACAAUGAUGACAUCGCAGCCCGAGUCGUGCACGACCUCGUGAGGGGUGCGGUACUGCUGACCACGGCCGUCGCCCCUGACGUCCAGACCGACACCGGGGGUGAUGACCAAAAAGUCGGGGUCAUCAGCCUUGUCAACACGGUGCAUGGCGAUGAAGCCGACGACCCAGUCGAGGCCAGCCUCACGGGCCAUCUGAACAGCCUUCUCGGUGUACUCGCCGCUGGCGAGGUUACCGGCCGAGCUCAUCUCAGCCAGCAGGAUGAGGGCGUUGCCGAGGGGUUUACCGGCAGCUCCGAGGCCCGUGAUGAUGCCAGGGCCGGGCACGACGUGGGCGUUGGUGAGGUGAGACCACGAGGCAAUCUUGUGGACACCAGAGCUGUACUGAAGCUCGACCGUGUUGCCAAUGUCGGCAAACUUGCGGUCCUCGAAGAUGACAAAGUCAAGCUCGUCGGCGAGGCGCCUGAGCUCAUGGGCAAGGUCGAUGGUAAAGUCCUCGACAAUGUCGAUGUGGGUCUGGACCAUGCAGACGUAUGGGGCGACCUGGCGAACAAUGUCGAGGAUCUCGGCCGACUUGGUCACGUCGACCGACACGCAGAGGUUUGUCUUUUUGCGCUCCAUUGUCUCGAGGAGGCGGCGGGCGGUAGAGUUGGGGUGCGAUGCCGCGCGCGAGGCGUACGUCUUGGUGGUGACGGGGUGGGGAGCCAUUGUGUGGGGGUGUGUGUGAGGUGGGGGGAAGUGAGGUGAGAGAGGAGAGUCAAGGUAGACUGUUAAAUACAAGGUCGAGGUGGUGGGAGGGUUGCGUGAGCCGGAGGGUGGGAGGGAUGAGGCAGGGGGACGGAGACGGCGAGGAGGCAGUGUCUCGAAGCGUGUCUAUUGCAAAGACGAGUACUAAGGGCGACGGGUGGGUCCGAGUGGGCUCAAAGUCGAGCGGGUGGACGGGCUGUAGGCGUUUCGGAGAAGGCUCGUGCGGCUCUUGCGUCGGUGGUGGUGGUGGUCUGCCUGGUCGGACGAGGUCUGAGCGUAUGUGUCCCCCUUUCGGACUUCGGACAAGAUGAACAAAGGAAGGCGAGUUGAACCAAAGGCAGUGUAGAGACAAGUCCG
This is a messenger RNA of Vanrija pseudolonga, 2836 nucleotides long. It is a transcript of the gene UFD1, whose product is annotated as Ubiquitin fusion degradation protein 1. The transcript has 10 exons. Gene Ontology annotation, molecular function: polyubiquitin modification-dependent protein binding. The record is from RefSeq and is a predicted model, not a curated record. NCBI's taxonomy places the organism in Eukaryota, Fungi, Basidiomycota, Tremellomycetes, Trichosporonales, Trichosporonaceae. Bases 37 to 1455 code for a protein of 472 amino acids. Gene Ontology annotation, cellular component: VCP-NPL4-UFD1 AAA ATPase complex.